Molecule: messenger RNA, 1783 nt
Organism: Ictidomys tridecemlineatus (thirteen-lined ground squirrel)
Lineage: Eukaryota; Metazoa; Chordata; Mammalia; Rodentia; Sciuridae
Source: RefSeq, a predicted model, not a curated record
CCUCAUACGGCUGCUUCUGGAGAAGGCUCAUUCAUGGGAUUGGACGAUCGGGGGAUAUUUCUGCUGUGCAACCAAAAGCUGCAGGCUCUAGCCUUUUGAACAAGAUUACUAAUUCUUUGGUCCUGGACAUCAUAAAGUUGGCUGGUGUGCACACAGUGGCCAAUUGCUUUGUAGUUCCUAUGGCAACUGGUAUGAGUCUAACUCUGUGUUUCUUAACAUUACGACACAGAAGACCAAAGGCAAAGUAUAUCAUAUGGCCACGAAUAGACCAGAAAUCCUGUUUUAAAUCCAUGAUCACCGCAGGUUUUGAGCCGGUGGUGAUAGAAAACGUGUUGGAAGGUGAUGAGCUGCGCACAGACCUGAAAGCUGUGGAGGCUAAAGUCCAGGAACUUGGGCCUGAUAAUGUUCUGUGUGUUCAUUCUACUACAUCCUGUUUUGCUCCAAGGGUGCCUGAUAGAUUAGAAGAGCUGGCUGUGAUUUGUGCUAAUUAUGACAUUCCACAUAUAGUCAACAAUGCCUAUGGAGUGCAGUCUUCAAAGUGCAUGCAUCUUAUUCAGCAGGGUGCUCGGGUUGGUAGAAUAGAUGCUUUCGUUCAGAGCUUGGACAAAAAUUUUAUGGUCCCAGUAGGUGGCGCUAUAAUUGCUGGCUUUAAUGAUACCUUCAUACAGGAAAUCAGCAAGAUGUAUCCAGGAAGAGCUUCAGCUUCACCUUCUUUAGAUGUCCUUAUUACUUUGUUAUCACUUGGAUCAAAUGGCUAUAAGAGGCUGUUAAAAGAAAGAAAGGAAAUGUUUUCAUAUUUGUCCAGUCAACUAAAGAAGUUGUCAGAAGCCUACAGUGAAAGAUUAUUGCAGACACCUCACAAUCCCAUUUCAUUAGCUGUGACACUUAAGACACUAGAUGAACACCAGGAUAGAGCUGUCACUCAGCUUGGCUCAAUGCUUUUUACCAGACAGGUUUCUGGAGCCAGGUAAGAGGAAUUUUUAAAAAGAUAUUUAGGAUAUUUAAUAGCUUUUCCAAGUUAAGUCUAAUAAAAUACUUUUCUUACAGUAGCCCCCCCCCCCCCCGCCGCCCCCGGCCAAAUAUAUGCUAAACUAUGCCUGAGAAUUCAUUGUGUACUCAAAGCAUGAUGAGAUAGAGAAUCUGUAAGAAUAGUAGUUGCACCUGAAGACUUUCUAGGCUUGAAAUAGUCCCAGAAAGAUAUGAAUCUUGUUUAAUAGUGUAUAGAAACAGUUUCAUUCUUCUCUCUGCAGUUUUUUGCCUAUUUUCUUUGUUAGAUGAUUUUUCAUUGAUAUCACAUAUGAUAUUAGAAAUAAGUCAUUACUAAGUUCAAGUGAAAUUUUGCUAAAGAAAUGGCUAUUUCCUAAACUAAAAGGGUUAUGGAAUUCUUGCCUAAGUACUGCCUUGGAAACAUGUACUUUUUUCUCUAAUAUAUACUUAGCAUGAAAAUGAAUCUCAUUUAGCAUGAUAAAUUUGUUAAAGUCAGAGAAAAAUGUCUUGAAAAUAAGUAUCUUGCUCUAAAUGCUUUUCUUCACAUAUUUCUGUUAAAGAAUUUCACUCUGACUACCAGAGGGUAGAAAUUUCACAUCAAAGGACAGCUUUUUUGAAAGAAGAAAAUCUUAGAUUAAUUUAGCUUAUACUUUGAUAAACUCUUAUCUGUAUGCAAUACAGUUUUGACAAAUGCUUUUUCCAAAAUGUGUUUUUUUGACCUGACUUUCAGUAUUGCUGGUAUUUGUCUUUAUAUUUAGGUUGAUCUUAAUUAAUUGACUUCUUAAAAAAAAAAAAA